AUGCCGACGCGUGCAGCGUCGGCGUGUCUUCAUCCAGUUACAUCCACGGAGGUUGCGAGACGCAGCGCGUCACUACUCGUCGAGAUCAUUGCCAUGAUCAACCACAGCGACAGCAGCUUGACUCAAUACUAG
This is a messenger RNA of Phytophthora nicotianae INRA-310, 132 nucleotides long. RefSeq lists its product as hypothetical. The record is from RefSeq and is a predicted model, not a curated record. The coding region runs from base 1 to 132 and encodes 43 amino acids. The transcript has a single exon. Lineage: Eukaryota; Oomycota; Peronosporomycetes; Peronosporales; Peronosporaceae.